This is a messenger RNA of Tribolium castaneum (red flour beetle), 1082 nucleotides long. RefSeq lists its product as uncharacterized. The record is from RefSeq and is a predicted model, not a curated record. Bases 136 to 867 code for a protein of 243 amino acids. Gene Ontology annotation, molecular function: N-acetyltransferase activity. The transcript has 3 exons. Lineage: Eukaryota; Metazoa; Arthropoda; Insecta; Coleoptera; Tenebrionidae.
GCUGCUGGUUCAUCCGUGACGCAACGAGAAGUUUGAAUUAAUAGUAAUUCCGACACUCCUACUCUCAACAUCACUUCAAACGCAACUUCCUAAUAAGUAAUAAUCUCGGUAAUAAAAUAAUAAUUACGAAGAAAAAUGGACAUCAAAGUGUGGCCCAUCAAUGAUUCCAUACAGUGCCAACAGUUAACAGCCGAAUACCUUGAAGAAACUUUAGAUCUAAUCGACAUUUCCUUUUUUCGCUACGAAAACGUGAGCACAGUCCUCGAAAUCGCAAAAGAUCCCGAAGCUUUAAGAGAACUUCGUCAAUUAACAUUGGCAGCAGCCAAGGAUGGAGUCACGGUCAUAGCAAUUGACAAAACAAAAAACAAAGUUGUCGGUGCAGCUUUAAAUAAGCUACAGGUAAGAGACAAUCCAGCUUUCGAAAUAAUUGCCCAAUCUUGGAAAAACCCCAAAUCAAAAGCCAUUGUUCAACUGAUGGCCGACAUCGACAACCUUUGCAAUCUUUUCGACCAUUGCAAAACCGACGCUAUUUUGGAAUUGAUGUUUCUGACGACGUUACCCGAAUACGGCGGCAAAGGCAUAGGAGUCAAACUCACUGAGGCGACUCAAGACAUUGGACGCAGUUUGCUCAAAGGAAUCAACGUCAAGAAGCCCAUAGAUGGGCAAAAACUUAGUCUAGAACCAGCUCCGAAAAUAGUUUCUGCAAUCUUUACCACCUUUGUCACGCAGAAAAUUGGAAGGAAACUGGACUGGACGAUUGUGGCCGAAAAGAACUUUGCGGAUUAUGAGUUCGAAGGUAGAAAUUUUGGGAAGAUUAUUGGCAAAGAGACGCCCACGGUCACCUUGGAAUACAAGAGUUUGCAGUAAAAAAUCAACGACCCAACGAUGCUUUGCGGGAAUUUUCAAAUAUUUUUAGUGGGAUUAAAUGUAAGGAAAAUUAAACACAAAUCAGCUUAGGAUUCGUAUAUUUUAUAAAUUAAUUAAUGGUUAUUACGUUGUAAGUUUUGGGUGAUCGAUAUGGUGCACCAAUCUUUUGUCUGUCAUAAAAAAUAUUAUGGAACAAAAUAAAACCGUAAAAUUCA